CGCCCCGCGCCCGCCAUUGGCGCGUUCGAAGUCGGGCGGCGGCGGCGGCAGCGCCAUGGCGGCGGAGCGGCUGCGGAGCGCGCUCGGCGGGUGGCGGCUGCCGGAGCUGGCCGCAGUGUGGGUGGACACGGUGUGGGAUCUGGAUUUCACGGAGACCGAGCCUCUGGAUGCCUGGAUAGCGGAGGAGAUCACGGCCGAUGGGCUCGACACCUUCACCGGGCUGUACCGCGCUCUGGCGCCCUUCGCUGCCGGGGACCAGGGGAGCAGAGAGAACGUCUGGACCUUGUUUGCUGAGAACAGCCUGUCCCACCAGGCCCUGGUGGCCGUGCUGCAUCACUUUGUGCAUGUGGGCCAGCACAAAAGAGCCAACAGGCAGCAGAGGGUGUUUGCUCUGCACUCAGCUGGGCUCUACCUGCUGCUGCUGGAGAUCCCAGGCAGCAUAGCCAACCAGGUGUUCCACCAAGUGAUGUUUGAUAAAUGUCUUCACACCCUGACAAAAUGCUGGCCUCAAGAGACGAAGAAAAGGAAAAAGGCACACGCUCAAAGCUCUCAGCCCAAUGCCAGAAGGAACAAGAAGAAAGGGAAACUGUGCAGUAAUGACAGCUCCAGUAUAGAAGAGCUGUUGGAAGAGGAGAAGGAAGAGGAUGAUGAGAAUGUUUACUUCUCAACAGAAGAUCUUCUCCAAAUCCGCAAUGCCAUCUUCCUCCUUUUAAAAAACUUCCUGAGGCUUCUGCCCAAGUUCUCCCUAAAAGAAAAGCCUCAGUGCAUGCAGAACUGUGUGCAGGUCUUCGUUGAGAUGACCAGCUUUGAGCCAGUGCUCCACGAGUUCAAGUUUUCAUCAGCCAUGGAUGUUAAUAAAGCCAAGUACAUUCCUGAGCUGGCCUAUUACGGACUUCACUUACUGUGCUCCCCUCUCCACGGCACAGAAGAUAAGACCCUUCGGUGCGUGUUCCAGCGCCUGCUCAGUGUCGUUCUGAUGGUGGAGAGCAGUGGGGGCUCCCGGCGUGAGGCCCUUCCCAUCACAUCAGCCGUGACCAGCGCCAGGAACCAGGCUGUGAAAUUCAUCAGUUCUCUGGUCGAUGAGCUGAAAGAAGCUGUUUAUCCUGUUCUGCGAAUCUUGCUCCAACAUAUCUGUACCAAGGUGCCAGACAAGGCUGAUUAUCGCACCUAUGCUGCCCAGGCUCUGGUGACCCUGCUGGACAAACUCCCCUGUGCAGAGUUCGCUGAAUUCAUCGCUUGGCUUUAUAAAUACUCACUCACCAAAGUUUCCUACAGAGUGUUUGCUCUUGAUGUAGCCUUGGCUUUGUUGGAGCUGCCAGAGAGGAGCCCAGGCAGCUCCUUGUCCCAGGAUCAUCAGAGUUUGCUAAAGCACAAGUUUUUAGUGCAGGUCAUGGUGUUUGGCCGGUGCUCAGACAAAGCCCCCGUGGUCCGGAGCAAAGCUCUCAGCAGCUUUGCCUGUUGUCUGGAGAUGAAAGCUGCUGCCACCUUGGAGAGCAUUCAGGACUUACUACAGAGCUCCUCUGUCCACACAGCGUUGGAAGCAAACACAAACACUGCCAGUGUGACAGCCAGUACAGAAGCUGUGUCCAACCAACCACUGAGGACCUUACCAACUUUCAGAACUAUCGAGCUGACAGACAGCAGUGACACUGCUGGGCCUGAUGAAAAAGAAGUCAUGGCCAUGCUGAGAGUGAGAGCUGGAGAUGAGAAAACCAACGUGAGGAAAUCUGCCCUGCAGGUGUUUGUGAGCCUCCUGAAGCAGGGCAUGGUGCCCUGCACGGCCGAGGAGCUGGGCGUGCUGCGCGAGCGCUGCCGGGACCCCGCCGUGUCCGUGCGGAAGCAGGCGCUGCACUCCAUCACCGAGCUGCUCCAGUCUCAGCAGAGCAAUGUCCUGGUGCAGAAGGCCUGGUUGGACGGAGUGGUGCCUGUGGUGAUGGAUGCAGAAAGCUCUGUCCAAGAAAAGGCCUUGGAUUGCCUUGAUCAGCUCUUGCUGCAGCACAUAAAACCUUACAAUAAAUUCAGGAGCGAUGAUGGGAGGCAGGAGCUGGCGUGGGAUCUGCUCUCCCUGCUGUCUUCAGAAAGCCAGGAGCUCAGCCGUUACCUGAGCAAAGCCUUCCUUAUGUGGUCCAAGCAGAAGAAGUUCACCUCCACUUUCAUCAAUAAUGUCAUGUCUCACGUGGAGACAGAGCAUUCCAGGGCAGCUUGGAUGUUGCUUGCCAAGGUGGCUGGCUCUUCCCCCAAGCUGGAUUAUUCCAAGAUCAUUGAUUCCUGGGACAGUGUCAGCAGGCAGCAGAACACGAGCAGUGGCACCGUGGGACACGUCCUGUGUGUCAUUGGGCACGUGGCAAAGCACCUCCCCAAGGGCAGCUGCGAGGGGCUGAAGGAGAACAUCCAGAGCUGGCUGAAGGAGUCUCAGUGUCCCCUGGAGGUGAUCAGCCCAGCUGUGGAGACCCUGCAGAAGCUCUGCCAGGCCUCUGCAGCUGCACCAGAGGAGACACAGGAGCUGCUCAACCAGGUGUGUGGAGAUUUGGUAUCCACCUGUGAGACCUACAUCUCCAACAUAGUCCUCAAAGAGGAAGGAGCAGGGCAGCUGCAGGAAGAUCUCUUGGUGAGACACCUCUUCCUGCUGGGUGAGGCUGCCCAGCUGUGCCCAGCCAAGGUGGACAAACACAUCUUCCUUUUGGUUCAGUCCAUCCUGGCCUCUUCUGGCAGCAAGGACCAAGUGUCUGCUUGCACAGACAGUGAGGAGAUGCCCAGCUCCCAGCCACUGUCCCAGUUCAGGGGCUCAGCCAUGCCUCCCGUGGUCAGGGCUCACGCACUCAUCACUUUAGGGAAGCUGUGCCUGCAGCACGAGGAGCUGGCCAAGAAGUGCAUCGCGGCGCUGGCGCGGGAGCUGGAGGUGUCUCCGGACGUGGCCGUGCGCAACAACGCGGCGCUGGUGCUGUGCGACCUGUGCGUGCGCUACACCUCGCUGGGGGACAGAUACAUCCCCAACAUCUCCCUGUGCCUGCGGGACCCGCACCCCUUCAUCCGCAGGCAGACCCUCAUCCUGCUCACCAACCUGCUGCAGGAGGAGUUUGUGAAAUGGAAGGACUGUCUCUUCUUUCGCUUUGUCAGUGUCUUGGUGGAUCCAGACCCAGAUAUUGCCAGGUUUGCAGAGUUCUGCCUGGUGCAUCUCUUGCUGAAGAGGAACCCCGUGAUGUUCUCCCAGCACUUCAUCGAGUGCAUCUUCCAUUUCAACAGCUACGAGAAGCAUCAGAAGUACAACAGGUUUCCCCAGAGCCUGCGGGCGAAGCAGCUCUUCUCUCUGAAGGGGAAGGAAAACAAGGAGAAGAGGAUGAGGAUCUACACCUUCCUGCUGGACCACUUCACAGAUGAGCAGAGGUUCAGCAUCACCACGAAGAUCAGCCACAGCAUCCUAGCUUGCUUUGUGGAUGAGGUCCUUCCUUUGGACCUGGAAGGCAGCGAGCUGCUCUCAGAUACCUUUGCAGUCCUCAGCUGCAAAGAAAUCAAACUCUCAAGUAUGAGGUCCAAACCUGAGGAAGACAUUCAGGCUGAUGAAGAUGAGAUGGCCAUGGCCAAUGCUGUCAUGCAGGUGGCCCAGAAAAAGCUCAUCUCGCAGGGAGGGCACAGACCUUCCCUCGGGGGGCGUGCAGAGCGAGGUGCCAGUGCCGUGUGUUUGUGCCCUAGGGCCGCCUCCCUGAGCACGCUGGCCAUCCUGAACUCGGCCAGGAAGGCGCUGCAGGAGCGGAGCCAGCAGCGCAGCAGGAGCGUGGGCAGGAGCCUGGCAGCGGGCACCGCUGGCAGCCAGCAAGGCUCCUUCCAAAGCCUGAACCAGCAGUCCAGUGGAGGAAACAUGGCUGUGGUGGGCAGAGCAAUCAGCACCCCAGAGGAGACCAUUAAUGAGUUGACUUUCAGUGCUGGGGUCAGUUACAUCAGCCUGAUGCACACACCCCGUUCAGCACCAGUGAAGAAAGAUCCUGAGGAUGAGCCAAGGGAUAUCAUCUGUUUGACAUCGCCGGAGAAACCCCCAAGCCGGCCUCGGGAGUGGAAGGUGGAGUCCCCAGCCAGGAGGAGCAGCCAGCCCCUGCGACGGUCACAGCGCAGAGCCCCCCUGAGGGCAGACACCUGAGCCUGCCCCGGGCUGCUGCACAGACCACCAGGCUGCCUGGAACUGCCCCUCCCUCUGCGACGAGAAAUGGGUGUGAAUGCACAUCCUGCUUUAUCUGCUCUGAGCUGGUUUUCCCCAGAACUGUCCUGCAGAUGGGCAGAGCCUGCGUAGCACACGGAUGGGUUGUAAGUGAUGCUCUUCACAGAGCUCAGAGCUGCAGGGUAAAAGGAGGGUGGUGUUGCACUCUCAGGAUGUGUAAUUUGUCCAUUUGGAAAAGUAAGGGCAUAACGUCGCCACAAGCCUGGCAAUAAAUGCAUUUAUCACAGCUUGCAGGGCAGUGAGUGGCUGGGUUUACUCACCCAAUCCCUCAUUGUCCCUCUUGGUUAUAUAAUAGAGUUGCUUUAAUUUGAAAAAAGGUGAAACAGCUUGUCACUGCCACACCCCUAAAUCUGGUAAUUGCACGCUACAUCACCUCUUAUUUGUUGUGCAAACUCCUGUGUGUAUGAACAGCCUUAAUGUUCUUUUUAUAUGGAAUAUUUCCAUUCCUGAACUGUGUUAUUUCAAACUAUUAGCAUUUGAUGAAAAUAAAUGGUUGCAGAAUUAAUUCCACCCACGGCGUCUCCCCUUUUCUUCAGCUGACAGAGAAAUGAUUUUUUUUUCCCCUGUAGAUUUCUACAGCCUCUCAGUCUCUUCUACCACAUCACUGGUAUCUUGGGCCCUCAGUUCAAUUAUUGUUGGGCCCAGCAGCUUUUAAAUAGAGACUCUGACUUGACUGCAAGCAGGGUAUGAGUGACUCAGACAAGGUGGGUAAGUGCUCUGGGCAGGUACCUUGUUCCUCCUAAACAUCUCGGGUAAAUCUGAUUCUCCCUGAUGGCCACGUGCACCUCACUGAAGUUCUUCUGUUGUUAACUUUUAUCACAGAGCUCAUGGCCUACAUUUCAUUGGAACUUGGAGCUGGGAUCUGUUUUAUUCCUGCUGGUUUGUCUAACUCAGACACAAGCCGCAGGCAUGGAGCAGGAUUUGCUGCAGGAGUGGAAACAGAGGCACUUGUCUCCUGCACUGGAAUCCCAUCAUUUGCCUCCACUUUCCCUACUCUCUUUUGAAGAUCAGAGAGCCCUUCAAGUGAGGUUAAACUUUAUUCCCAAAAUCAAAGUCAGAGAACAGAGGAUGUAUGGAAUGGCUUUGGCUGAAGCUAUGGCCAAACCAUUUAUUUCUGUACCUUCUCUCCUGCCUUCAGCUGUUAUUUAACCACUCUGAAGGGUAAAUUGGGAUAGUUUAUUUCCUACUUUGUUCCUCCUCGAGCAGUAUCUGAGAUGGGCCCUGUGAGUUUUACCCUGUCUUCUCUAGAGAAGAACCAGGAACAAAUGUCCAAGAAUAAACUGAUAAACAGCCCUGGACU
Molecule: messenger RNA, 5510 nt
Organism: Pyrgilauda ruficollis (rufous-necked snowfinch)
Lineage: Eukaryota; Metazoa; Chordata; Aves; Passeriformes; Passeridae
Gene: NCAPD3
Product: non-SMC condensin II complex subunit D3
Exons: 32
Coding region: 56-4132 (1358 amino acids)
Biological process (GO): mitotic chromosome condensation; meiotic chromosome condensation
Cellular component (GO): condensin complex; condensed chromosome, centromeric region
Molecular function (GO): histone binding
Source: RefSeq, a predicted model, not a curated record